CCUUCGGAGGCAGACCCCUUCUCAGGAACCAUAUAAUGGCUUCAAACUAAGUAACCUUAGCCAAGUUGGUGUCUUUGUGUUCAUUUCCUUUCAGUUCAUAUAUUUUUAGGGUUUGCUUUACAGACAGUAGUUGCAAAGUAGCUAGGUUUAGUUUGCCAGAAACUUUCAUCCACAGGUACGGAGUCGGUGUUGGUUCAAAGGGAAAACCUGUAACGGAAAAAAAAAAAAAAAACUCUUAUUCCAUAUAUUCCUUUGUUUAGUCAUAUCUUUUCAGUGGUCAAAUUAGGGUUCAAAAAGAAGAGAUCGAGACAGGAAGGUAUGGAUGAGAGAAGUGAUGCUGAUAAACUGGAUGAAGUCUUGCUACCAGGGUUUCGAUUUCAUCCAACUGAUGAGGAGCUUGUUGGGUUUUAUUUGAAGAGAAAGAUUCAGCAGCGACCUCUCUCUAUCGAGCUCAUCAAGCAGCUUGAUAUCUAUAAAUAUGAUCCAUGGGAUCUUCCAAAGUUGGCCACCACUGGGGAAAAAGAGUGGUAUUUCUACUGCCCUAGGGACAGGAAGUACAGAAACAGUGCGCGGCCUAACCGGGUGACCGGAGCAGGGUUUUGGAAAGCCACGGGAACUGAUCGGCCGAUCUACUCCUCUGAAGGCUCCAAGUGCAUUGGCUUGAAGAAAUCCCUUGUUUUCUACAAAGGUAGAGCCGCCAAGGGGGUCAAAACUGACUGGAUGAUGCAUGAGUUUCGGUUACCUUCACUUUCCGACUCAGCACCUCCAAAGAGAUUCCUGGACAAAGGCAUUCCUGCCAACGACUCGUGGGCAAUAUGCAGGAUAUUCAAGAAAGCUAAUUCCACAACCCAAAGAGCUCUAUCUCACUCUUGGGUGUCUCCACUGCCUGAAACCAACACAACUGGUCACAUGCUAGCCAAAGGUCCCCAGUGUAAUCAAUUCAUCAGUUCGGAGAACAUGUCAUUAACAUCAAAAGCCAGCUGUUCGCCCAUUCAGUUCUCGAUAAACAAUGAUAUGAUCAGUGCAUUUUCUCCCUUAGAUUUUUCAUCCUACAAAUCCUUAAAUCAAAUAGUUGAUAAAUCCACUCAACUUCCCAUCUCGAGUACUGGAGAGCUACACUCUAGCUUCUUGUUUUCCCCUCUAGAAACUUCAAUACCGGCUAAAUGCACAGUUGAUCUUUCUUCCAUGCUGUUGAACAUGCCGUCUUCAAUGCUUGGAGAUUUUGGAACUAAGGCCACUACUCAUGACAGUAUAGACUAUGGUGGAGUACCACAAGAACAUUGCAAUGGCUUCUCAAUCAAUUUACUUCAAGACAUGCAAGGGAACAUUGAUGGCGGCCAUGGUGAGCAUGCCAAUGCCUCGAUGAAGAAUCCUAAUCUAAUGCAUACCGAUGACCAGUGGGAGACCGUCCGAUCCAUUGGAUUUCCGUUCAGUUUGCCUUCCAAUGUCGAUGCUUGGAAGCCCAACUUGGUGUGGGAUUCUUCACCAUGUCCUAGUGAAUUGUCAACAAGUUUUUCGACAACCAAGAGCUAUACUUAGUAAAAAACUAGAUUAACAGUCAAAGCCAUUGUUUUCUGGCUUUUAGACGUUACCGGUAGUUGAAGUUCAUUUUGUAGAAUCUUCUUGUAGGCCCUUGGAAUGUAUAACGACUGAAAUAGAAUGUGAACCCACGUUUAAUGAAUUUUGAAAA
Molecule: messenger RNA, 1690 nt
Organism: Alnus glutinosa
Lineage: Eukaryota; Viridiplantae; Streptophyta; Magnoliopsida; Fagales; Betulaceae
Product: protein FEZ
Exons: 3
Coding region: 319-1539 (406 amino acids)
Biological process (GO): regulation of DNA-templated transcription
Molecular function (GO): DNA binding
Source: RefSeq, a predicted model, not a curated record